AGUCCGGUCCAUGUUCUGCAACCCCGAAGACAAGAACAAAAAAAACAAGAACGAGAACCAGGACUGUGUUGCACAUCAACAUAGGAAACUGUUUUAUUCCUGGUUCUUUCAAAAUACACCAGACAUUAUGAUGAGGAGUUUGAUACUUAACGGAAGAAUGAAUGGAUUCCUGUUCUUGGUGACAGGGUGUUUGAUUUUGUGCCUACAUGACGGCAUUGACUGGUCGGACUUUGCGCCGGAUCGAUCCGCACAAAUUUCAGAAUGGACGCACCGUCCUUCACCCAUUUAUUAUCAUUUUGCUGCAGAGGCAUUUGUUCCAUUCUUUUUCAAUUUUCAUUCAAUUGUUGAGAGACGGAAUAAUGCCUGUCAACAAAGAAUUUUGACGGCGACGACGACUGGAAAUAGAGACAUUCUCCGACCAGAGGGAUCGAUAGCCACACGAAACGCAAGAUCAUGUCCACCCACAUCCUGCUGUACUAGCUCGUCAUCAUUUUUGACAGCAAAUGCUCCACGCAGAUUCACCGAGAACGCCUAUGGUCCGCUGUACGUCAACGACAGGUGCAUAAAUUGUGCUGCGUGCAGCAUGUUUGCACCCUCAGUGUUUUCCAGGGAGAGCAAAACGGAGGGCCACCACAUCGUUUCAAAGCAGCCGGUGACCGAGAAGGAAAUCGAAGAAUCGAGAGCCGCCCUUGCUGCUUGUCCCGUCGCCGCCAUUCGGGUCGAUAAGAAGCAGGAGGAACACGCCGCAAGUGCAGAAGAGAAUUCUUCGGCACCGUCGGGAUCGGUCGCCAGCCAAUUGGCGAUAAAUCCAAAAUUCAAUGGGCGGCCACUUCCUUUUCCGAAACUCAUUUCGCCGAAUCUCUCCGACGUGUUUUUCGUUGGUCAUCACAAUUCAAAAUCUUUUGGAGCUGCUCCGUAUUUACUGUCGUCUUUGUCGAAUACAGAACCGACUUGGAUCAUGGUCGAUACGCCUAGAUAUUCUGAGUCGGCUGUUCGGGCGGUGGAAUCUUUGACGGGUUCGAUUGGUCCUUCGUACUUGGUUUUGACGCACGUGGACGAUACAGCCGAUCACAAUAGCUGGAAAGACAAAUAUCCAAACCUGAAACGAAUCUUUCACGCCGGGGACUUGGGCACGCACAAUUGGAUUGGGGACGAAACCCUCGAAGACGUCGAAAUUCUGCUAACAGCUCGAUCCUCCGAUCGAUCCUUGCAGUAUUUCGAUUUGAAAGGAAAUCCAAUCGACAACGAGACCGACGGCAGCAACCACGACGUUGUCUUGGUGCACACACCUGGUCAUUCUCCGGGAUCGAUCGCGUUGCUUAAGCGAGCCUCACCGAGCAUUAAUGGCAGCGAGAGUACUAAAAACGCUCAUGGAGUUUUGUUUUCGGGAGACACCUAUUCCUACACAACGCGAGAGGGGGGUCACAUGUCGGGUUUUCCUUUGUAUGGAAACGAUGCACGGCUCCAAUCCAAAAUUCUACCCCUGUUGUUGGACCUAGAUUGGAACAUCUUGGCCCCCGGGCAUGGGCACGUGCGCGACUACACCCUCAUACAAGAAAGCCAACAGCAACAACAGUUGCAAGGCACAAAGGUAUUCAUAGAUAGCCGCGAAAAAGAGAUGGAAGCUGCAAUAGAGGAACUUUCGCGAUAUCUUUAGGCCUUUUCCGUCUUUGUGUACUAUCCAUACUCUAGUUGGAUUCCCCAGACCAAAGUCUUUAGUAAGAUUGGCGAUGUCGCAAAUCAAAUCUUCAGCUGAUCUGUGUCAAGAUUUUCCCAGAGCUUGGAUUUUUUUAAGCAGUUUCAUUUUCCUUUCUUAAUGAGAUGCACCAACGUGCAAAAAGAUGCCAUAGUUUACGAUCAUCAUUUUUUUCCAAAGCUGGGACUUCUAUUUGCCUCUUUAUCUCCCUGAGAAGAUGCAACAGCACAGACAACAAAGGCAGGGACCAUGACAAUGAUGAGCAUGUAGUGGAGAGAUCUAAUAUUGCAUGCAAGGGAUUGGUUUGACCCAUUUCAGAAAAGCAAUCAAAAUCUGUUUUGAUUCAAGAUUUGACAAACAUAAUAAACAAACCAUACUUUG
Messenger RNA from Pseudo-nitzschia multistriata, 2077 nucleotides. The record is from the annotation of a GenBank genome assembly. Lineage: Eukaryota; Bacillariophyta; Bacillariophyceae; Bacillariales; Bacillariaceae.